AUGCACACGCCCAGCGUCAAGUACCCGGCCGGCAGACGGCGGCUCGAGCCCAUUGCCGUCAUCAUCUCGGCCACGUUGAUGGGCAUGGCAGCGAUUGAAGUGAUUCAACAGUCGGUGGAGGCGCUCAUCAAGGGAUUCAACGGCCACCAGCGGGUGCUCGAGAUCUCCAACUUCACCAUGGUCGUGCUGCUGGUCGCCAUGGUGGUCAAGCUGGCGCUGUGGUACGUCUGCGCCAAGAUCGCGUCGCACUCGCCUUCGGCCGACGCACUCGCACAGGACCACCGCAACGAUGUCUUCAGCAACACAGUCGCAGUCGCCGCCGCCUUCGCCGCCCACUGGCACUCGAGUCUAUGGUACCUCGACUCGGUCGGCGCCAUCGUGAUCUCGGUGUACAUUGCCGUCAGCUGGCUUGCGACUGGAAAGGAGCAAGUGGAGCGCCUCGUCGGCCUGCAGGCCGACCAGGAGUUCAUCGAUCAGAUCCGGCUGCUGGGCGACGUCCACCACCCGAUGAUGAGAACCGACAUCGUGCGCGCAUACCACUUCGGCAACAACUACCUCGUGGAGAUGGAGGUCAUCCUGCCCGAAGACAUGUGCGUCAAGGACGCCCACGACAUCAGCCUCAGCUUGCAGGACAAGGUGGAGGAGCUAGACAACGUGGAGCGUGCCUUCGUGCACGUCGACUACCUAGAGCGCAACUACGACGAGCACAAGGACCCCACGAUUCGCCGCGACUCCCCCUAG
Molecule: messenger RNA, 741 nt
Organism: Phytophthora sojae
Lineage: Eukaryota; Oomycota; Peronosporomycetes; Peronosporales; Peronosporaceae
Exons: 4
Coding region: 1-741 (246 amino acids)
Biological process (GO): monoatomic cation transport; transmembrane transport
Cellular component (GO): membrane
Molecular function (GO): monoatomic cation transmembrane transporter activity
Source: RefSeq, a predicted model, not a curated record